Messenger RNA from Ochotona princeps (American pika), 1913 nucleotides. It is a transcript of the gene RASSF1, whose product is annotated as Ras association domain family member 1. The record is from RefSeq and is a predicted model, not a curated record. Bases 186 to 1214 code for a protein of 342 amino acids. NCBI's taxonomy places the organism in Eukaryota, Metazoa, Chordata, Mammalia, Lagomorpha, Ochotonidae. The transcript is spliced from 6 exons. Gene Ontology annotation, biological process: Ras protein signal transduction. Gene Ontology annotation, cellular component: nucleus; microtubule cytoskeleton.
UGGUCACUAGCACAGUCCCCCAGCCCGGCUUUGCAGCGCACUGCACUUCUCAGACUUUUUCCCGCCGCCCAGUCUCGAUCCUAGGGGCGGCGCCCAAAGUCCCAGCCCACCCUGUAGCCCCGCCCGCCCUCCCCAGGAUCACUAGAGCCCAGGGCCGGGCCCAAGCCCCGGUCUGGGACUGAACCAUGUCGGCGGAACCUGAACUCAUUGAGCUGCGGGAAUUGGCACCCGCCGGCCACGCCGGUCCGGGCCGCACCCGACUGGAGCGUGCCAAUGCACUACGCAUCGCGCCUGUCACGGCGCGCAACACUGCAAGGCAGCUGGUCCCCGGCCGCGGCCACCGCUUCCAGCCCGCAGGCCCAGCCACACACACGUGGUGCGACCUCUGCGGUGACUUCAUCUGGGGUGUCGUGCGUAAGGGCUUGCAAUGCACGCACUGCAAGUUCACCUGCCACUACCGUUGCCGCGCACUCGUGUGCUUGGACUGCUGCGGGCCCCGGGACCUGGGCUGGGAACCCGCGCCGGAGCGGGACACCAACGUGGUGAGCGCCGGGUCGGGGGGCCGGGAUACACCGAGUCUUUCUCAGGCUGAGAUUGAGCAGAAGAUAAAGGAGUACAAUGGCCAGAUCAACAGCAACCUCUUCAUGAGCCUGAACAAGGACGGCUCCUACACCGGCUUCAUCAAGGUGCAACUGAAGCUGGCGCGCCCCGUCUCAGUGCCCUCCAGCAGGAAGCCCCCCUCCCUGCAGGAUGCCCGCCGGGGCCCAAGCCGGAGCACAGCCGUGAAGCGCCGCACCUCCUUUUACCUGCCCAAGGAUGCGGUCAAACACCUGCAUGUGCUGUCGCACACGCGGGCCCGCGAGGUCAUUGAGGCCCUGCUCCGCAAGUUCCUGGUGGUGGAUGACCCCCGGAAGUUUGCUCUUUUUGAGAGAGCUGAGCGUCACGGCCAAGUGUACUUGCGGAAGCUGUCAGAUGAGGAGCUGCCCCUGCAGCUUCGGCUACUUGCGGGUCCCAGCGAGAAGGCCUUGAGCUUCGUCCUGAAGGAAAACGACUCCGGGGAGGUGAAUUGGGACGCCUUCAGCAUGCCUGAGCUCCACAACUUCUUACGCAUCCUGCAGCGGGAGGAGGAGGAGCACCUGCGCCAGAUCCUGCAGAAGUACUCGUACUGCCGGCAGAAGAUCCAGGAGGCCCUGCACGCCUGUCCCCUGGGGUGACCUGCCACCCCUGGGCAGCAGGAGAGCAGGCAGCGCCCAGAGUGUGCUGUGUGAGUGCGGCAGGGCUCACGGCCCGAGGAGUGAGUGCGGUGGAGGCCCUCCCCGGCAGAAGGACAGGCCAGAGCAGCCGCGGAGGAGCUGGCCCCCGUGUCCAUCAGCGGGUGUGGCCAGCCAGGGCUGCCCAGCAUUGCGGCAGGGGUGGAGCUGACAGAUGUCUCCUCCGUGUAUGUCUCAGAGAUGAAUGUGGGGGACCCUGUGGGCAGAACAAGGUCAUGUUCGCUGGCCUGAGGGCCUUUCUCUGUGGGCACAGUUAUUAUGGAGUCUCACGAGAGCCCCCACAGACCCAGGGAUGCGGGGUUCAGAGUAAGGCAGGUAUCCAAGAAGAGCAGAGUUUCCCGCUAUGGGACCCUCUGAUUGGUCUCCCAGCCUGAGGACAGGGCAUACCGACUAUAUGCUGCCACAGGGAGAUGCCCCACACCAGGGGCUGGGCAUACGGGCACUGGGCCAGGACUGUACCUCAUGGGCCCGUCAGAGGCAGGGUCUCUCCUUCAGGUGUUCUUGAUGAAGUGUGUGAAUGUAAGUACUGUGUUGUGGCCUCAGCUAAUGCCUCCUGUGGGGAACGGGGUGGGGGUGACAGUCACCGUCAGGGCCUGGGGCCUGGGAGAAUUGGUUGAAUAAAGAUUUGAGAUUCCUUGUGUU